This is a messenger RNA of Monascus purpureus, 2316 nucleotides long. The record is from the annotation of a GenBank genome assembly. NCBI's taxonomy places the organism in Eukaryota, Fungi, Ascomycota, Eurotiomycetes, Eurotiales, Aspergillaceae.
AUGGCUUCGACGCAGACGGUGCUGUGGUCCAGAAUUCUCGAUCGACUGGAUGGGCCCAAACCGCCUAAACUUGUUGUUGUAGAUCCUAGGAAGACACAGACAGCAAAACGGGCGGAUGUUCAUCUGGCUCCCAAGGUCGGGACCAAUGUUGCCCUGCUCAAUGGGAUUCAGUGUUUACUUUUCCAAAAUGGCUGGGUCAAUGAUGAAUGGGUGUCGCAGCAUACUUGCGGAGUAGAAGGGUUGAAGAAGGUAGUGGAGAAAUACACACCGGACGUUGUCGAGGAGAUCACUGGAGUUCCUAGCAAGGACCUCGAAGAGGCGGCUAGGAUCAUUGGCACCUCCAAGGCAUUGGUAUCGACGGCGCUGCAGGGAGUCUAUCAAUCAAACCAGGCAACAGCAGCAGCGUGCCAGAUCAACAACAUCAACCUUCUCCGUGGUCUCAUCGGGAAGCCAGGGAGCGGCGUCUUCCAGAUGAACAGCCAGCCUACUGCCCAGAACAAUCGGGAAGCAGGAUGUAACUGCGAGUUCCCCGCGUUCCGAAACCAUAAGAACCCAGUGCAUAUGCAGCAGCUCGCGGACUUGUGGAACAUCGAGUACAGAAACCUGCCUCAUUGGGCCGAGCCUACACCCAUCAUGACCUUGCUCGAUUACAUGGAGAAGGGCUCCGUGGAGAUGCUGUGGGUAUCUGGCACCAACCCACUGGUGAGCCUGCCCGAUCUGUCUAGGAUCCGGGAAAUCCUCAGCAGUCCCCAUCUUUUUCUCGUCUGUCAGGAUAUCUUCCUAACAGAGACGGCUGCUAUCGCGGACGUAGUCAUCCCCGCUGCUCAAUGGGGGGAGAAGAUAGGCACGUAUACCAACGCGGACCGGACGGUGCAUUUAUCUGAAAAGGCAGUUGAUCCACCGGGACAGGCCCGAUCGGAUCUAGAGAUCUUCCUAGAUUUCGGGAACCGAAUGACCCUAAAGGACAAAGACGGGAACGGUCUUCUCCCGUGGCGAACGGCGGAAGAAGUCUUCGAAGCCUGGAAACUAGUAUCCAAAGGUCGACCCUGCGAUUACAGCGGACUCACUUACGACAAGCUGAGAGGCGGAUCCGGCAUCCAGUGGCCAUGCAACGAGCAGUAUCCCCUAGGUAAGGAAAGGCUUUUCGAGGACGGAAUCUUCAACACAGACAUCGACUACUGUGAGAGCUUCGGACAUGACCUUGAAACCGGGGUUCCGUUUGCCAAGGACCAAUACCUAGAGUUGAAUCCGCGCGGGAGAGCUAUCCUGAAGUGGUCGCCGUAUGUCCCUCCGAUUGAGACGCCGGAUGAAAAAUAUCCGCUUCUUCUCAAUACGGGACGGGAGGCGCUUCACUCGGACACACGCGAGAAGACGGGACGAUCGAAGCCGCUGCAGGAUUCGUGCCCUGAACCGCGUGUUCAGAUUUCUGAGUCCGAUGCCGCUCGUUUUGAUGUCAAGGAUGGAGAGAUGGUCCUUGUCCGCUCGAGAAGGGGGGUGGUUGAAAUGCCCGUGUCCAUUGGGGAUAUUAUGCCAGGGCAGGCUUUUAUCCCUUUUCACUUUGGAUAUUUCGAUUCCACUGAUGGUCGAGCAAGGGCCGCCAACGAGUUGACUGUUGAUCAAUGGGACCCAGUAUCGAAACAGCCCACAUUAAAAGGAGGAACAGUGCGGAUCGAAAAACUCCCACAAGAUGCCACAGACACAGGCCAGGUCAAGAUUCACGCUCGAGAACGGCAGUCUGACGCCAUGCAUAGGGUGGAAAACAGCAAACGUGAAGCCCACUCUGUCCCAAACGAGAUCAAAGACACCCACCAACGCACCUGUCGUCUGGAAACCUGGCUAGCAUUCACCGUCCAAGCAGCCACAGACCUGUUCGAGAUCUGCAAGCAGGAAUUUGACUGCUCCUCCCUGGUCAGCGACAAGGAUAUCUACCAGGGUUUCCGCGUGCUAAGCCACAUAGCAAUGACGAUCCACGACCUCAUCCAACCUUUCGCGAAGAAAUACGGCGUCCGUGAAAUGCCGAGAGAGUCCAUAUCGCGCCGGCUCCGGGCUACUCUUUUCCCGUACAACCUGAGCACGUACGAGGCGAUGAACGAGAGGGCGGAUGUGCUUAUCGUCUUGCGCAGAUUGUAUGUGCCCGGGUGCCAUGUGGAGAUGCAGUUGGUCGGGUUGCAGGCGGCCAGCGAGGCCAUGGGCGAUGAGGAGUUCCGGGAUGCUGUCUUGGAGGCGCAGAAGUCUAUUCGGAGGAUUCUCGAGUGGAUGCGGUAUGUGAUGAGUAUCAAGGUGCCGCAGUUGCUGCUUGUUCCAAUUCGGGAUUGA